Molecule: messenger RNA, 762 nt
Organism: Eruca vesicaria subsp. sativa (arugula)
Lineage: Eukaryota; Viridiplantae; Streptophyta; Magnoliopsida; Brassicales; Brassicaceae
Source: the annotation of a GenBank genome assembly
AUGACUACAGGCUCAGAAGUAGUCUCUACAAUUGUGAAGAAGUGGAGAGAGCAUCCACCUUCUUCUUAUUGCCUCAAGGUUGACAACUUCAAACAACUUGAGAAGUUCACAACAUCCUCUGAUGAUAAAUACGAGUCUCGCCUUUUCUCCUCUGGUGGAUAUAACUGGAAACUGAUCGUAUACCCAAAAGGGAACAAAAAGGACAAUGGGAAAGGAUUCAUUUCAAUGUAUGUGGAAAUAGACAGCAAAAGCUUUAUAUCAGAACCACAAUGUGAGGUGUUUGCCGAACUCAUUUUCUUUGUCUACAACAAGAAAGAAAACAAAUACUUUACUAUUCAAGGUAAGCUACUUGUAAUCUAUAUAUGUUUUAUUCACAUAUAUUUCAGUCAUCACUCAUCAGUAUAUUUUAUGUAUUCAGAUGUAGAAGUAAAGAGGUUCAAUGCACUUAAGACAGUGUGGGGGUUACGGCAAGUUCUUCCAUUUGAUUCAUUCAACAAUCCUGAAAACGGUUAUGUCUUUGAGGAAGAUCAAUGUGAGUUUGGUGUUGAUGUCGUUGUUCCAUCACCCCUUACCAGCUGGGAGAUUCUCUCUUUUAAUAAGAAACUCCAAAAGCCCAAGUUCCAUUGGACUGUUAAGAAGUUUUCUCAGUUGAAAGAGCAUGAAUACACGUCAAACAAAUUCUCUGUGGGAGAAAGAAACUGGGUUCUAAAGCUGUACCCAAAGGGAUACUCUAAAGAAGAAGACAAAUGCUUGCACAUUUAA